AUGAUUUUAACGGAAAUAUCUCCUGGCCACGCUCGCCUCGUUCUGCGAGUGUACUUUCUGAUAUUUGUAAGCCUGAUCGCAUGGUUGACCGACCGUGUUCUGCAGUCUAGAGCCAAGUUGCAAAUCGUGCGCAAGGGCAGCAUCCGUGUCCACCGAACCCUGGGCUGGCUGCAGGGGUUCCAGCUGGUGAAAUCGGUGUACGAUCUCCGCCAGCUCCCCGGUGGCAAGCUUGGAUACACCGUGAUGGUGAUCCUGUUCGCGUUGUCAAAGGUGACCGACUUGCUGACGACCACCUUCGUCGUGCAAGUGGAAGUGAAAUCCCGGUGUCUGUUCGGACAAGGUCUGGUCCUCAACACCACCGGACCGUUCCUGACGGCCGCACCCCCGUCGAAUGGCAUCCCGUACAUCGUCGCACACAAUGCGCAGUACUUCAGUCUCAAUAAUACGUGUCCCGUUGGGAUCUACGCCAAGGUCAACCAAGACAUCAACUUCUGCCCCGGCACACAAGAUAUCCUGGGGAGCUGGGUGUGCUCCACCAACGCAACACGCACGUACAGCGCUGCCUACAAUCAGCAAGCAUUGGCCACUGACCUUAUCCAGCAGGGUCUGCUGUACCCCAGCCCCGCAGCCGAGUACUCCGGCUUCGCGGACGGCUACUACAACCACCUUGUGCUGUGGAGCAGCUCGGCGGGUCUCACCAGCGACAACUCCUCCGACGCCUGGAACGUGCGCGCCGCCAUACAGACCAACGCCUCCCCGUUCGAUGACAACGUCACUAUGCUCGCCUUGUCCUGUGCCAUGGACGCCGCGCCUGCGGAGACAAUUGCCCGUGCAAUGAACUCCACAGCCGCACUCGCAAACUGGCGGGCCACCUUCCAGGGCCUGAUGUACUACGGCACCGGUACGCCGUCUGUCUCCGACCCGGAGCGUGAAUUGGCCAUUCUCCUCAACACGAUGACGAUGGUGCAGGGCGGUGAUAACAUUCUUCUUUCCUUCCCCGCCCUGGAUGCGGACCAGACCCAAGGAUGCAUCGUCUUUGCGACUGAUGUGCCACUGGUCAUCGAGGCGCUUGUGUUGAUCGUCGCUGGACUGUUCGCCGGGCUGGUUGUUUUGUCUAUCAUCUAUGCCUUGAGAAUACGAUUCACUCCUCGCGGAGUACGGGAGGCGAUCAAGUAUCUGCCUGAUGGGGUCGUCGGAUGGGCGGUCAAAGCUGUGCAGGAGCAUCGGGAGGAGGAUGAACCAGACCAAUUGCAACGUGUGAGGGUUCGACGCCGAGAGAUCAAAAACUGGCUGGUUGGCUUUGAGGGUGGCGAGCCAAGAUUACGGGUCUUUCAGCCUCAUUCAGCAGAGGACAGAUGA
Molecule: messenger RNA, 1359 nt
Organism: Aspergillus thermomutatus
Lineage: Eukaryota; Fungi; Ascomycota; Eurotiomycetes; Eurotiales; Aspergillaceae
Exons: 1
Coding region: 1-1359 (452 amino acids)
Source: RefSeq, a predicted model, not a curated record